GGCGCCGACGCGGCGCUGGGGACGGGCGGCCAGCCGGGGCGACAGCUGCGGGGGUGGCCCUGACCUUCCUGCGGAUCGAUGGGGAGCGGCCCGGGCUGCGCGGAGCCGGGGCGGUGCUGACGCCCCCGGCCAGCCCCCCGCCCGCCACCCCCCGCCGGGCGCCUCUAUAAAGGGUGGCGCGGGCUCCGGCUUCGGUCGCAGCGCUCAGCCACCCGGAGCGCCCACCAUGGCCCCCCGGGCCCUGCUGCUGCUGCUGCUGCUGCCUCCGCUGCUCCAAGGCUCCGCCGCGCGCCCCGCGCCCCCCAGGGCCCCGCGACACUCGGACGGGACGUUCACGAGCGAGCUCAGCCGCCUGCGGGAGAGCGCGCGGCUGCAGCGCCUGCUCCAGGGCCUGGUCGGGAAGCGCAGCGAGCAGGACGCGGAGAACAGCACAUCCUGGACCCACUCUGCCACCGAGUCGGCCGAGGGCCCCCUCUGCCUGCUGUGGUCCCACAAGGCCGUCCUGCAGGCCUGGAUGAUGCCCCCCACACCCCCCCUGGAUCAGGCCUGGUCGCCCUGGCUGCCUCCUGGACUCAAGUCUGGGGUCGUGGUUUCAGAGCCGGCCAUCUCUGCUGAGACCCAGAGGAGGUCCUGAGGAAGAAGGAACCUCCUCCCACUGACCGGGACACGAGCCUGGGGGGCAGGCGUGGCGGGAGGGGCUGCCCUUGGCACCAAUAAAGGAGGAAUUGAGACCCUGGCCUGGCGAGCGCGCUGUGUGCACCGUCUCUGAGCCGCCAGGCAGCCUGGGGGCGGAGC
Molecule: messenger RNA, 795 nt
Organism: Hipposideros armiger (great roundleaf bat)
Lineage: Eukaryota; Metazoa; Chordata; Mammalia; Chiroptera; Hipposideridae
Gene: SCT
Product: secretin
Exons: 4
Coding region: 227-634 (135 amino acids)
Biological process (GO): brain development; positive regulation of somatostatin secretion; positive regulation of pancreatic juice secretion
Cellular component (GO): extracellular region
Molecular function (GO): hormone activity
Source: RefSeq, a predicted model, not a curated record